AUGUUUCCAAAUCAUAUUUUAGUUCUAGGACCACCAAAUAGUGGAAAGCUACGCAUUGUCGAUGCAAUUACACAGCGAGAAAACGAAAGCAUAGCCUUCGAUACUGAAAGGAAUAGUCACAGUGGAAUUAUAGAGAAAACCAGAAUCAUAACCAAAUAUUAUGAUAUAGAUCUCAACAUCUUCAUUGAUGAGUUUCCCGAAGAACGACUGGUGAAGAAGGAGUACCUGCAACAGCUGCAGAAGCAGCAAGAACAACCACAACACAUACAGCAAAGUGAAAAGAUUGAAAGGGAGGGUACAGAAGAGAUCAAAGAAAUGCAUGUUAUAUCGGAUGACGAAAAGCUUCGACUGUUUAAAGCUUGGUCUAAGCUGUUUGGCGAUGACUCGAUGUCGGAGUUGCGUACCGUUUUGAACGGAGUGAUAUUUACAAUAAAUGCAACACUGGAUGGGUUGGAGUAUAUCGAGCAAGCCUUGGAUAUUCUUGAUAUAUUGCGAGCUCAAUUGAAUGAUGAUAGUUUUUGCGUAGUUGUGGCGUCAGUACCUUGCGGAGCACAGCCUUUAAAUCAAAAGAUGGAAGAAAUAGAGGAUUUGGUAAUGUCGCAUGCAAUUGAGUUCAUCAACUUGCAAGCAACAGGUAAAAAUGAAUUUGGAGAGAAACAAGGCAAGGAACGAGUGAGAGAAGUAAUGGAGUCGCAUGACUGGCCCAAUAUAGAUCCAGCAUCUUUUCCAAAUGUUCAGGACUCGAAAAUGAAGGAAGAACGUAAUAGAGCAAAAAUCAAAGCCUUGGAAGAUCCUUUGGUAAAGAAACAGCCCCAGCAAGAGGAUUUGCGGGUUGAAGAAAACGAAAAUGAAGAGGAAAAUGAAUUAUAUGCCAAUAGAGAGGUGUAUAACAAUGAUAAUGAUAAAUAUGAUGACCAAAAUGAUGACAAAAAUGAUGACAAAAAUGAUAACAAAAACGAUAAUAGCAAUAAUAAUGAAGACAAUUUAGAAUAUCUAUUGACAAGAUUGGUCUUGGCACGGCAAAAGGCUGAAACUCUUUCUGGAGAAGAACGAGAGCGAUAUGCUGCAGAAUGUGUUGAUGACUUUAUAAAUUUUCUUUAA
This is a messenger RNA of Lodderomyces elongisporus, 1101 nucleotides long. RefSeq lists its product as uncharacterized. NCBI's taxonomy places the organism in Eukaryota, Fungi, Ascomycota, Pichiomycetes, Serinales, Debaryomycetaceae. Gene Ontology annotation, biological process: vesicle-mediated transport. Bases 1 to 1101 code for a protein of 366 amino acids. Gene Ontology annotation, molecular function: protein-macromolecule adaptor activity. The transcript has a single exon. The record is from RefSeq and is a predicted model, not a curated record.